Messenger RNA from Liolophura sinensis, 1065 nucleotides. RefSeq lists its product as uncharacterized. Bases 1 to 1065 code for a protein of 354 amino acids. The transcript has a single exon. The record is from RefSeq and is a predicted model, not a curated record. Lineage: Eukaryota; Metazoa; Mollusca; Polyplacophora; Chitonida; Chitonidae.
AUGAUGCUGUCUAAACUUCUCUGCAACAGCCACAUGACGGUCAUGUAUGGCGAUGAUGAUGGUGGUGUUGAUGAUAAUGAUGGUGAUAUUGAUGAUAAUGAUGGUGGUGGUGAUGCUGCUGCUACUGAUGAUGAUGAUGAUCAUGACGAAGACGAUGGUGGUGGUGAUGGUGUUGAGGAUGAUGGUAUCCCCAAUCCCACCCAACCUCUCGGUAUCCCCAAUCCCACCCCAACCUCUCGGUAUCCCCAAUCCCACCCCAACCUCUCGGUAUCCCCAACCCCACCCCAACCUCUCGGUAUCCCCAACCCCAUCCCAACCUCUCGGUAUCCCACCCCCACGCCAACCUCUCUGUAUCCCCAGCCCCCACCCCAACCUCUCGGUAUCCCACCCCCACCCCAACCUCUCGGUAUCCCCAACCCCACCCCAACCUCUCGGUAUCCCCAGUCCCACCCCAACCUCUCUGUAUCCCCAGCCCCCACCCCAACCUCUCGGUAUCCCCAACCCCACCCCAACCUCUCGGUAUCGCCAGCCCCCACCCCAACCUCUCGGUAUCGCCAGCCCCCACCUCAACCUCUUGGUAUCCCACCCCCACCCCAACCUCUCGGUAUCCCCAGCCCCCACCCCAACCUCUCGGUAUCCCCAACCCCACCCCAAGCUCUCGGUAUCCCCAGCCCCCACCUCAACCUCUUGGUAUCCCACCCCCACCCCAACCUCUCGGUAUCCCCAGCCCCCACCCCAACCUCUCUGUAUCCCCAACCCCACCCCAAGCUCUCGGUAUACCCAGCCCCACCCCAACCUCUCGGUAUCCCCAGCCCCCACCCCAACCUCUCUGUAUCCCCAACCCCACCCCAACCUCUCGGUAUCCCCAGCCCCCACUCCAAGCUCUCGGUAUCCCCAGCCCCCACCCCAACCUCUCGGUAUCCCCAGCCCCACCCCAACCUCUCAGUAUCCCCAAUCCCACCCCAAGCUCUCGGUAUCCCCAGCCCCCACCCCAACCUCUCGGUAUCCCCAGCCCCCACCCCAACCUCUCGGUAUCCCCAGCCCCAAAGCUGUUACGAACAGUGA